This is a messenger RNA of Asterias rubens (European starfish), 6459 nucleotides long. Its product is annotated as protein MTSS 2-like. The record is from RefSeq and is a predicted model, not a curated record. Gene Ontology annotation, molecular function: actin binding; phospholipid binding. Gene Ontology annotation, biological process: cell projection assembly; plasma membrane organization. Lineage: Eukaryota; Metazoa; Echinodermata; Asteroidea; Forcipulatida; Asteriidae. The transcript has 11 exons. Gene Ontology annotation, cellular component: cytoplasmic side of plasma membrane; actin cytoskeleton. The coding region runs from base 32 to 2638 and encodes 868 amino acids.
UACGAAAGAGCUUGGUGCCUCCCUGACAAGAAUGUGUAUCCGGCAUAAGACUAUCGAACUCAAGCUCAAGUCUUUCACAAAUGCCAUCAUGGAGUGCCUGGUGACUCCUCUACAAGAACGAAUGGAAGAAUGGAAGAAGAUCACUACGCAACUUGACAAGGAGCAUGCAAAAGAUUACAAGAAAGCCAGACAGGAAAUCAAGAAGAAAUCAUCAGAUACAAUGAGACUACAGAAGAAAGCCAGAAAAGGCAAGGAAGAUAUGUCCAUAAGACAUCACAAUGAGAAACUGAGUAAAGCUGAUAUCCAGUAUAGAUUAGACAGCGCAAUGCAAGACGUGACUGACAUGUAUCUACUCCUAGAAGAAGCCGAGAAGAACGCAGUCCGAGGAGGAAUGAUCGAAGAGAGAAGUCGAUUUUGUACGCUCAUUACCUGCUUCAAACCUGUCGUGGAUGAAGAGAUCUCUAUGUUGUCUGAAGUCACAAGGCUUGAGGCAGUCAUGGGGGAGCUGGCAGAACAAGGCAAGGAUCCCUACGUCUUACCUCAAUCCAGCGAGCAGGUCAUCUUAGACGUCAAAGGUCAAGAUCUCAAGUGGCAGUAUCAGACCCCACCUGGUUCCCCUUCCCAGUCGUCUGGUUCCCGGAAGUCAAGCAUGUGCAGCUUAAGCAGCAUGACUAGCUCCGACUCCCGUUCGAGUAGUUCGACCAAUUCCCAUUCGCCGGGUACCAACUACGUUCGCCACCGCAGCAUGUCACAGCCCAACAGUGCCUACCGACUCUCCAGUGUGUCAUCACAAGACUCUGGUUUCACGUCGCAGGAUAUGCUGUUCCCCAACCAGCCCGGUACCCCGCCACAGACUGUGCAGGAAGAGAAUGCACAGUCUCUCCUUCAUAGUGCGUCAGCCCCCUAUGAGCUGGAGCACCAGUCUUCCAGUGAAUGCAGCACCCCAUCAUCUCCAACUCCGCCCCCUUCCUCCUCCUCGUUUACCCUCCCCCCAUCUCAAGCAUCGCAAGGUUUUGCCCCACCCCCUCCCAGCUGGUUACUCAACUUCAGCCAGUCGGAAAAGAUGCAACGACCUAAGAGUAUACCCACGCCUAUAACGGCCUCAGUGAACCGGCCUCCGCCCCCUGUUGUUGCCGAUAAACCGUCUCCGAAACGGAAGAACAGUGACAGCAAAGCAGGAGGGAUGACUUAUGUACCUGACUUCAACACUCCCCAAUCAAACCAAAUUGUGCCUCGUCCUGUUUGUGCCGGCGGCCAGCAGCAGCAGGUAUCAAAUGCAGAACUAUACAGACAACGUAGUGCUACUCUACCAGCUCGGAGGCACACCCACAGUUCUAUGCCGUCAGCGAUGUAUUCUUUGGACACGGAUGGCAAUACGAGUAGUCACGGUUCAUUGAGUAACUCUAGUGGAUACAGCUCCCAGUCGACCACUGGUACCACAGGGUCAGACGAUAUGCUACCAUCUCAAGAUGGCAAUAUGGAAAACUACAUGGACAGGUCAACAAGUGGCUAUUCAAACACGACUGAAUCAAUGUACACGACGACCCCUAACCAAUCGCCAACCAGACGGCCGAUGUCCAUGGCGUGUAUACCCUCAUCGUCAAUGGUUGAGUCUUCGAAUAGAAAUACUGCUACGACACCAGGUGGAUCUCUACGUAAGAGCAAACCACCCCCACCCAUCAGGCGCACGCCCUCCGGCGGAUCCCUGGCGGGUAUGAAUAUAGUACCCGAUGCCCAGAUAGGGGUGCUGCCUAACCAAGGGAACCGAGGGGAAACUGGGGACGGCCACUGCGACCCGUCGGGGGUGUUUCGACGCCCUCACACCCCUGGGAGGGUACGGAGCCAGAGUACAGUACAAGCUCCUUACAGCUCUGAAAUGCAGCAGCCAAUGACGCAGCCCAAGGGCCGAGUCAAUCGAAGCCACAGUCUGAAACUAGCCGGUGAUGGAGUGUCCGGUGAUAUGGCUAGGAUUAGCCUGAUGGACAGCUUGAAUGCUAAACUAGCACAGAGGACUCCUCGGCCUGGACCUGACACUGGACCCAGGCAACAGAAGCAGUUCGAGCAGCAAAACUAUGCACAGCAGCAGCAGCAACAGCAGCAGCAGCAGCAGCAGCAGCAGUACCAACAACCUACGCAGCAGUAUCAACAGCAAAUGCACCAACAGCAACAAUACCAGCAACAGUAUCAGCAAGACUACCAGCAGCCUCAGUAUCAACCACAGUAUCAAGAUCCCAACCAACCACAGUCUCCAACCUAUUCACAAUACAGCCAAUCACAGGCCCCGUACCAGCCAACGAGCCCCCCUUCCCAACAAACCUACCCCCCUCCACCGGCUCAGAAUACUUCACAGAGCUUCCAACAGCGUCAACUACAAGUAAAGCAGCAGCUGCAGCAGAAACUGCAGCAUGGUGGUCAGUACGCCGCUCCGGCUCCGCAGACUAACCAGUUACGACAACAACAUGAUGCCCAGAGGAGUUAUCCUAGCGCGGGAGAGCUGUUGCAGCAAGCCGCAGCGAUGCAGCAUGAAGACAGCGAUAGCGACGAUAGCGAUGUUGGUGUCGGUAUUCUUGGUGAAAUCAAGAAAGGAGUUAAACUGAAGCGUACUUUCUCAAAUGACCGGUCCGCUCCGAGAAUCUGAUGAAAAGCUUCUUUAAAUUUAGGGAAAAAAGGUCUGUAUUUACAUUAUCAGCUUUAAUACUAAACUUUAAGAAUUUUCUCAACAAUUUAAAAAAGUGAAGGUGAAGAUCGUUACUAGCAGGACACAAUUUGAUUGAGCUGCUUAACAGAAAUUCUUGCUUGGCAAAGACGAGCAGGGUACCAGUCAUACAUUGUACAUGUGACAGUGUGUUUUGGCUGGUAACCUUUUUCUGGUAAGAAUAAUCUUGUUGUGCUCAGUUGCUUUUUGUGCUUAAACAGCUCUGUAAAACUGGGUCCAGAUUAUGCAACAAUUGUAUUGAAAGUUUCUCUAUUUAUGAGUAAGCUUUCUGUGGCUGCUGCUUGAAAAAUGCACUACUGCUGCGUAAUGUGACCAAGUCGCUUGUUUGUAUAAGGCUCUUCGCUUUAUGGAGUUACAAGGUAAUGGUGUGUAUUUCACACCAGGUGUGUCCUAUUACAAUGCAACAAUACAAUUAAUUAAUAAAGCCAGUAUUAUAAUAGCUAGCAAGCUUGUAAGAAAAAAUGUACUUAACGAUUGAGUGGCGUUCGCCUCUUUCAUGGAUUGUGUUUGAGAAUAUUCUAAGAUAAACAAUAAAUUCAAAGUUAUAAACAAAAACAAUCACGUAGUAAACCGCCCCCAUUGACCAAAUAUCGAUCACAAUUUCUUCAAUUGUCUUUGAUUAUUAAUAAUUAUUGGUGCUUCCUGUUAGAUCAAGAAAGCUAGUUUUCACCCGUUUGUGACAAGAAAAAGGAAUUCAGGAAUUAAUUAAGAAGAUGCUUUUAGAUGGAAAUUAAGUAUACUUUUUAUAAUUAGUUUGAAAUUGUAGUUGAAAAAAUAUGUGAAGAGAAUUAUUUGUUGAAUUGAAACAUACAAAGAAACGAUCAAUCAAAACCAGCUUUUUUUAUAAAGUGAAUUUUUUGCUUUUUAACAAUUUAUAACUUGCCACAUUUUAGCUUUUUGAUUGAAACUACUGGCCUAACCAAAAUAAAUUGAUAACUUGUAGAAAUUUUGUUACAAAAUUAAUAAAUAAGUAUGAUUUUUUUAAAUAACUUGAUUGAUAAUAAUAUUAGAAUUGUACACAUUUUUCAUUGUAUUAGAUUAUUAUGUAUUCUUGUGAAGCUUUGAGGGAAAGUGCAACAUUGGUUACUAUGGAAAUGAUCAACUUAACACAAAUGCCUUUCAGGUCUCUCGCAAUCAAUCAUCGGAAUUUACUAGAUUUGUAAAAUGAGACCUGGUAGUCGAACAUCAUAACAACAUUGCGAUGUCAUCGUCUUACUUAGUGACAAGAAAAAAAGGAAAUAUUUUAUUGAAAAUUGUUUCUGCAAAAAAAAAAAAGACUUUAUCAGUAAAUAUGAUUAAAGAAGAAAAUUAUUUCCACAUCGACCAAUGUAGCUCAUUCACCUUAAAGUUAUUCCUUGUUGAAAUAGAUGUAAGUGCAUUUGAUCUGUAUUUAUUAUUUUUUUAUACUGCUUAUGUACAGCCAGAAUAUGUUUGUUUAACUUUCAUAGGUAACUUUUACAAAACACUUUUGUGUUGAAUUUACUGAUUAGUUUGAUGAAAAAAAGUAUAAAAUCAUUUAAGAAAAAAAAUUAAUAGAACAAAAAUUACUGUGGUGGAAACUUUUUGACCAAAAGAAACUUAUUUUUCUUUGUUGGUAGUGGGAUAGUAUAUCUGAAGUUUCUCCUUAGAAUUGACAAACGUCAUACAUCUCAAACUUUCAUUGUAACUGCUCUUUUCCUUUCCAUUUGUCAGAACAAUAAUACAUUUUAAAAGUUGAUUCUUGAAAACAAUGGUAUGUGCCUUUAUAAAACGUUUAUAAAACAUUCUAAUUCUGACAAACACAAUGAAAGAUAUUACAAUUGUUUACAAGAAAAAAAGUUUUAUUUUGAGUUUUUUAAAGUCGGUGUUGGUGCAUUUUACUGAUAAAGUUUUGAAAUACCACGAGCGUGAACUGAAAUAUAAAACAUUUUGUAAAAAGCCAAAGUGAAACAAGAUUUGACCUGAUUGACUUUUAUCAUGGUGUAUUCAUCUUGAUUUGUUCUACCAUUCAAUACCUGGGAGUGCAAUAGUCUGGUUCCAUUGUUGGUGUGAUGAGAAUCAGUGUUCAUUAUUGUUGUAGUAGGCAGGGGACAAGACAAAGAUGGAUGCCACCUUAAAGGUGUGAUGUGUGUCAGGGUGUUUGGAUUUACUUAUGAUACCAGACUUGUCCCUAAUCCAUGGUAUACUGAACGAGAUAUUUAUAUUCAUCUACUUUUUGGAUUUUAAUCUUUGAAUGGUGGUGGAACAAUUCUGACAUUAAUAUUUGCAGUGACGAGAUAUGAUAAAAGCUGUCUUUUUGUAUUUUGGGUAGUUCUAAAAAGAACAACUCAACAUACCAUGUGGGCCCAAUUUCAUAAAGCUGUUUGCAGAAAAUACUGCUUAACAAAUUUCUUCGCUAAGCAAGCAAUUAGUGGGGCACAAGUGGCAACAUUGUAAACAUUGUGUUGGCUGGUAUCUUGUUUUUUGCUAAGAAAGAUUUUCCUGUGCUUAGCAGGUUUUCAAGCUUACAGGCUUUAUGAAAUUAGGUCCUAUGUCCAAUUUCUUGACGAUGCUUUAUGCAGAAUUCUGAGCUUAUGGCCCACAGAAGACUUCUAGUGCUUGCUUUGCAUGGUUCUUUUAGGCGCAUGGUUGUGUGGUAUGCAAUUCAAAGAAACUGGACCCCAUUGUCACUGCAAACAUCAGUCUCAAGAUUUUAUAAUAUUGCUAUUUUUUGAACUGGUGCCCCACUUUCAUUUUGGUGAACUCGAACUCGAACUCUAUCAUUGUAUUAUAAUGCCCAACUCUUUUGUAAUAUUGGAUUAUUUUUUAAACUAAACUAACUGUUGUUAGUUAGAGUAUUAGUUUGUUAAAUUAAUUUUGAUAACUAGUUGAUUAACCAAGGUUUAAGACGAUGAGCUUUGUACAUAAAGCAUGCCGGGCUAUUGCUGUUCUAUACACUGGGAGUGGUUCUUUUAACUUGUAAUUAAACAGUUAGCUAAUUAGUUAAGCUACAGAAAGUUGCAACGAACCAAUGUCAUUAUGUUCAAUGUUUUUUGUUGUCGUUGUUUUGAAAUGAAGACGUUUUAAAGAAAAUUUAAAUAGUAAAUUUUUAUUUAUUUGAAUGGUAUGUGCACUGCCACUUUCUGGUUUUUCGGAUCUUGAAAAUAUGUCAACUUUGUGACUCACUCCAAUCUUCCUUUUUUUAGAAAGAAAAAAAAAACAAUUAAGUUUAUUGGAAAGAAACUAUUUAUUUGGGGAGGAGGCGUUGGUUGUGGAGUUUUGUUGGUUUCUCAGAGGUUGAUUGUCAAAAUAUUCGAUAACAGAAAGAAAUGUUUGUAUGAAAAUGUUUCUUUUGUUUGGAAAAAUGGUCAGAAAGGAGGGGGAAAUUGUAGUAUUUAUUUGCAGGACUGAACGGCAUUGGCCAAGGGGGGGGGGGGGGGGGUAUAUCUUGGAUGAACCCUGACCCCAACCACCAGUUUGACCAGUCAGGCUGAUUCAAGAAGAUACUCAACUGUUAGUGAAAAGAAAAAUAAUUCUCGGCCUAAUUAUUUUUUGUAUGCAGCUUUUUAGGUUGAAAAUGCUUGUACAAAAUAAACUUAUUUGCCUCUACUAACAUCAGUGACAGCAAGUUGAAUUAUGUGGCUUUUUAGCUUGUAAUAAUAUAUACUAAAUAUUAAUGUGCAAAGCAAAAUUUUGAUGAAUACGCUUAUGGCCUUAAAGACACUGGACACUAUUGGUAAUUGUCAAAGACCAGUCUUCUCACUUUGUGUAUCUCAACAUAUGGC